Molecule: messenger RNA, 2806 nt
Organism: Morone saxatilis (striped sea-bass)
Lineage: Eukaryota; Metazoa; Chordata; Actinopteri; Moronidae
Gene: matn1
Product: matrilin 1
Exons: 9
Coding region: 1358-2806 (482 amino acids)
Molecular function (GO): calcium ion binding
Source: RefSeq, a predicted model, not a curated record
CACAUAUACACUGUUGAUUUUACAGCUUGUUCAGUUUAGUAGGAAAUAUGUCUGGCUAGUUACUGUACAGCCUGAGCCCCAACUCCUUCUUCCCCUCCAAGACUACCCCCUCAAUUGCGGCUUGUUCAAGUCGUGUGUGCGGAUGGAGGUGUAUGUGUGUGUGUGUGUGUGUGGAGGAGGAGGAAGGGGAGGUGUAGAGGAAUGCAGGGUUGGGUCGGGUGGAGCGGGAAGUCAGAGGGAAAAGAGGGGUCUCUAUGUGGGUCUGUAUGUGGACUCUAUAGAGAUUAAAGAUGUGUAUGUGAGCGUAUUGAUGAAAGAGUGUUUUCCUUCUGUGUUUACUCCUCUGGGGCCCGCUGCCUACCUGACAGUGGAGAGGAAAGUGAUGGAGAGGAGUGAUGAACGGAACAAAUCUGUUAAUUUUUUUUAUGUGGUUGCAAUCAGAGAAUCUUUAUCUCACAUUUGUAUGUUUGUGUCAUGUGUUGUGUGGUGAAUUUGAUCUUAAAAUAUAUUAAAGUCUGAGGCUUUAAAAAUCUGUUGGAAGGAUGAGAGAAAAGAUGGAGGAGAGAAAAUAACCAAACAAGUGACAGAAAAAGACAAAAUGUUGCAUAUAAUUCAGAACCACUGAACUGAACUGAGCUGAACUUAAGAAUCCACAAAUUGGCUUGUAUACUUCAGGUUAUACAGAAAUGCAUGCUUAUGCAAAAAUGCACACACACAUCCCAACGUGCAAAGCAGCGGGAACACUGUAGGCUGUGUACGGUGGCUCUCCUUCACUUCCGCACCAUAAAUGUGUGUUUGCUAUACGAGGGAACACGGGGAGAAAAGAGGAAUUCAUGUUGGUGUUUAUUUGAGCUUUGGCCAAAUCCAACCUGGGGCGGCUGCGUUGGCGCGCACUCUGCACCAAACCCCAGCCGCUCCUGUAGCCCCAGCCAGACACACACAUACUGUACACACUCAGGUACUCGAGCGCACACACAACACAAAUUUUACUACUCCCACACACACAUACAUACCUGUCAAUCCUAGCCAUAUCAAGGUGUGUUUGUCUUUCCCUGCCCACCAUUUUAGGUCCUCCCAGAGCAGGUAUUUCCCUCUCUUUCCCACAGACACACACACACAUUUACACACACACACACACACAGCAGCUACAGAGAGGGGCUGUCCGUGGGCUGACUGUGUGAAGUACUUGCAUUGAUAACCUGCAGCUCAGAGUCACUCAGUCUCACUUUGUGGCUGUCCCCCUCGCCUGGAACUCCCUUCGCCUUGCUCUGUCUCCUUUCUGGCUUCUCACUUUAGGACCGUCUGUGGACGCGCUCAGACCCCUGCGUUUACUCGUCACCCCUCUGUCGCUGUCACCAUGACGACUACCCCGCCGUUGUUCCUGCUGCUGCUCGGCCUCAUAGGGGCUCAAGCCACCACCUCUGUGGACCUCCGCACGGCCGCCGCCAUGGCGGCAGGUUUGUGCAAAACCCGCCCCACAGACAUUGUGUUCAUCAUCGACAGCAGUCGGAGCGUUCGCCCUUCAGAGUUUGAGCAGGUCAAGGUCUUCCUGGCUAAGGUCAUUGAGGGGCUGGAUGUUGGACCCAACGCCACCCGUGUGGGAGUUGUCAACUACGCCAGCCGUGUCAAGAACGAGGUGUCUCUGAAGACACACCGCACCAAAGCAGGACUGAUUAAAGCUGUGACCAAGAUCGAGCCCCUGUCCACUGGAACAAUGACCGGUCUGGCCAUCCAGUUUGCCCUGAAUGUGGCCUUCAGUGAGGGCGAGGGCGCUCGUGUAAAAUCUCCUGACAUCAGCAAGGUUGCCAUUAUUGUGACCGAUGGGCGCCCCCAGGACAACGUGAAGGAUGUGGCUGUGCGUGCUCGGGAUGCUGGUAUUGAGAUUUUCGCCAUCGGUGUGGGACGUGUGGACAUGAGCACCCUGAAGCAGAUGGCCAGUGAUCCCCUGGAUGACCAUGUGGACUACGUGGAGAGCUACAGCGUCAUCGAGAAGCUCACCAAGAAGUUCCAGGAAGCCUUCUGUGUGUCGGACCUGUGUGCCACCGGGGAUCAUGACUGCGAGCAGGUAUGCAUCAGCAGCCCCGGAUCAUACAAGUGUGCCUGCAAAGAUGGCUUUACCCUCAUGGACGAUGGUCGCAGCUGCAGUGCUUGCAGCAACUCGGCGACCGAUGUGGUGUUCCUGAUCGAUGGCUCUAAGAGUGUCCGUCCUGAGAACUUUGAGCUGGUCAAGAAGUGGAUAAACCAGAUUGUCGACAAACUGGACGUUUCUGACAGCAAGGCUCACGUUGGACUGGUGCAGUACUCCAGCUCAGUCAGACAGGAGUUCCCCCUGGGCCGCUACAACAACAAGAAAGACCUCAAGGAUGCUGUGAAGAAGAUGGCCUACAUGGAGAGGGGAACCAUGACAGGCCAGGCUCUCCGCUAUCUCACAGAUAACAGCUUCGCCCCCGGUCAGGGUGCCCGGCCUGGAGUUACUAAGGUGGGCAUCGUCUUCACCGAUGGACGCAGCCAGGACUACAUUGGAGAUGCUGCCAAGAAGGCCAAGGAGCACGGUUUUAAGAUGUACGCUGUUGGAGUGGGCAAUGCAGUGGAGGAUGAGCUGAAAGAGAUCGCCUCUGAGCCGACUGGAGAGCACUACUUCUACACUGCUGACUUCAAAACUAUGACCCAGAUCGCCAAGAAGCUGCAGAUUAACAUCUGUCAAGAGGAGGACCCUUGUGAAUGCGACUCCCUCGUAAAGUUCCAAAAGAAAGUAGAAGAUGCCCUACAGGCACUAACAAAAAAAUAUAUCCUUUACAAUGGGUAG